CCUAUAAUCUCUAAAUGAUCAACGAUAAUCGAAAUCCACCAUUCUUUUAACAACCAAAUCAAAAUCAAUAUAAUAUCAUACUACCUAAUACUAAUUAGCCAGUUAUAACUUAAAGAUAGACAUAUCCAAUUUAAUCUCCAACAUAACCCAUUGUUUAACAGCCAUUGCAGUUUCAACCAUAAUUUCCACUUCCACCAUAAGUUAAUUAUGUACCUUAAACUAUUUAAACAAAACCAAAUGUAUUACCAACUGUCUACUAAGAGAAAACAACCUAAGUAAUUAAUAUGGAUGGUAACAAUCUAAAUUAUUAUUUUAGAAAUCGAAGCACCUUGGAGAUUAAAAUGUGCAACAUUAGAAAGAUAAAUUUUAGAAUUACAAAUUUCAUUACGAAAAGGACCAGGCCCUACUGAACCAGAUGCUAUUGAAGUCAUAGAUGAUACUAGAUUAAGAGAAUUAGAAUCAAAAAAAGCAUAAUUAUAAUAAAUGAUUCAAGAUAGAGAUAGAGAAAUAUCUGAACUUGAAAAUCAAAUUCAUUAAUAAUAAGAAUCAAUUGAAAUACAAAUUUAAGAAAGAACUGUUCAUUAUUCAAAUGAAAUUGAAACCUGGCAAAAAAGAUAUUAAUAAUUAGAAAGAGAUUAUUCAUAAUCAUAACGAUAACUCUAAGAUUUACAAGAAGAAUAAAAAAGAUUAGAAAAAUAAAAUUAAGAUGUUCGUGCAUCCUAAUAAAGAGUUGGGUAAAAUAGAAAUUAUUGAAUCCUAUAGAUAAAU
Paramecium sonneborni is the source of this 768-nucleotide messenger RNA. The record is from the annotation of a GenBank genome assembly. NCBI's taxonomy places the organism in Eukaryota, Ciliophora, Oligohymenophorea, Peniculida, Parameciidae.